Molecule: messenger RNA, 4308 nt
Organism: Chara braunii
Lineage: Eukaryota; Viridiplantae; Streptophyta; Charophyceae; Charales; Characeae
Source: the annotation of a GenBank genome assembly
GUUGGUAAUGAUAUUACAAAGUCGAUUAGUUGCUGAAUGGAGUGAUUGCUUCUUUUUCUUAUCAGGGGUUCUGACUCGAAAAGGCCAGGAGAAAUGGUUGAAGCCAAUUCUGUCGGUGGUGGGAACAAGAUAACACUCGACGACUUGGUCAAGGCUUUGGAUCGGCGAGAUUUGGCUCGUGGUAGUGUUCCGAAGGUUAAGACCUUCUUGUUCAAGGGAGAGCGGGUUUCAGAUUGGCUCGAGUUGGUCGAGCAGGCGAUGGUUGGAGUAGCGGACGUGGUGAAGUUUCAGCGUAUCUUGGUAUACCAUGGUCUGCACGAAGAAGUCAAGAAGGUUAUAGCGGCAUCAAAUGACGGUUGGUCCCGAUUUAAGGAUGGGAUGCAGAGGAAAUAUCAGUUGGGUGAUGGGCUGCUAACGGCGGCGGAGCUGGAAGCCCUUAACCGGAAUGACUACACCACCGUUGGGGCGCUGGCUGAGGACUUUAAGAAAAAGGCAAGAAAGGUCCCAGGGAUUUCGAAAGAGGAACAAUGUGCCAUCUUCCUCGGGUUGUUCAAAUCUAUGGAGGCCCAGGAGCUCACAAGCAAGGGAGGGGGAGGUGAAAAGCUUACCUGGGCUACGAUUGACAAAGGAGUGCAGGAAGGUGACUUGAACGAAGUCCACCAGUUCCAAAUGCGCCAGCACAGGAAGAAGCGCAAGGAACGGGAUGCGGGAACUACGAGAGCCCCAGAUAUGAAGAACGUUGUAUCGGAUGUUUUAUCAGAAUUGGGGAUUUCUAAAGAUCAGAUAGAACAGAGGAAGGUGGUGACCAUUGUCCAAGGUUGGGGAAAAGAGGGUGUAGGAGAGGAAGUUGGGCAGGAAAACUAUGGCAAGGAGGAGACGGGAUCCCAGACCCUCACUAAGGCGCAGUGCCAGCAGCGCAAUUUAUUGCUAGGAGGGCAGGGCUCUGGAAAAGCGCAGAUCCCACAAGCGAUUCCCAUGUGUAACCCCUACAACUCAUGGGGAGGAGGCCAAGUAUCCUCAGGGCAGAUGGUGCCCUAUUCGGGCUCGCCGGCGAGUGCGGGGCCACCAAGCUUUCCGGCGGCUCAGGGGCAAUUUGCAGCCCAGCCUCCACCCACGCAGCAAGCAUCGCAGGCUAGCAUGGUAGGAAGGGGGAACCAGGGACAGGGUGGACAGGGGAAUGGCGACAGAGGUCAAGGUGGACGAGGGGGUGAAGAAAGAGGACAAGGGCGAAAUGGCGGAGGCCGUGGUGGGGGAUGGAAUGGCCAAGGAGGUCAAGGCCAAGGCAACCAAGGCGGUCAGGAAGGGGGCCAAGGAUAUGGAAGGCCCCGCUUUGAUUGGCGGAAUGCCAUUUGCCGGCAUUGUGGCAUUAUAGGUCACACCAUACGAUUUUGCCAGCAACGGCGGGAUGACGAACUUUCCGGACCAAGUUCCACCAAUAUGGAUGGGGACAUAUACGAUAACUUCGGGAAGUAUAUUGAACCAAGGACUCCGGGUGGAGUCAGGCAAGAGGCCCUUAGGCGAGCAGCGGUACGACCAGCACCCCCGACGAUGUUCAAAUUAUGGCAAGAAAGACAGGACUCGGCCGUAAGGGUCGAGGAGAUCGUGGAGGAGAGUGAGGAGGUGACCCAGCGACUAAAGGCGGGGACUAUAAAGGAAGAGCCAAUAGUCGUUGAAUCGAAUGAUGAGAAAUUGGGAGAGAUGAGAGAGUCGGCCAUAACCAUCUUGGGGAGGAUGGAGGAUUUGCUAGAAAAGGUGAGUAGGUACCAGCAAAAGUUGAAAGACUUGUGUGAUGAAACCCAGGAGUGGAAGGCCAACCUCCCCGGACUCUUCCUCUAUGAGUCCGGACCUGGGCCGACAUCAGGGCAGCAGGGGUAUCCUGGGUUUGCGACGGUGGGGUCAGGCCCUAGGUCGGGGAUGGCCUAUAGGCCCCCCACUUCGCAUGGAAGAGUGCCACAGGCAGCACGAACCAGAGGCCUGAGCAAGGCUGGUACUAGUCAAGUGCACAGCCAGGCGCCUAGUCAGGCACUCCCUCGAAGGGAACCUGAGCCCGAGCGUAGGAAAGAAGUGGUGGAGGUCCCGGAAGAGGAAGAUGAGGAUGACGAUGAAGAGGAUGAGAGGCUCCGGCAAGAAGAAGAUCGACGAGCAGAGCUAAGGGCCAGGAAGAGAGGGGCUCAGGAGGAAGCCGAGCCGAGCCAGUGCGACAGUGUACCUAAAAGGAAGAAGUACGCGGUUCGGCUAGAAGAGGGCUUCGACGUGGAAAGAAUGGUGGACAGGCUUCUAGAAGGUCAUGAUGACCUUAUGAACCUAAAGGAUAUUCUGACGUCCGCCCCAAGGCUCCGAGAUAGCUUGAGGGGACGAAUCUCGCGGAGAUCUGACUUUUCGAAGACAGUCAUGCAGAGGGGCGGGAGGGAUGCACGACCACGACAGAGACCUCUGGGGGCUUCUGGAGGGGACGACCAACACAGGCCAUUCAGGAGGGAGUCUACGCCUGUCUUUGACGAUGAUAACAUAGAGCUCUUCUUGGAUGCCUAUCAGGGGCAUGCGACACGGAGAGGAUGGACCACUUUGGAGAUGAUACGGAACCUGAGGGGAGCUGGACGUUUCGAGGAGCCUAUCGCACAUAUCCAAAGUGGUGAGGUUCCAGCGCCCCCACAGGAGGUUAUUACGUCGCCCAAACAGGUGGAAACGAUGAAGAGGUUAGAGGAGGGGGGGAGAGAUGAGACCUGCGCGACCAUUGAUUCGCGGCUGGCCGCGCACGCGUCUGAACACCCUGAUAUUAAGGUGCCCGCCCCGAGUGAACCAUCCCUAGGGUCGCCGCAUGCUGAGAGAGGGAAAGGUACCAAGACUCUUGCUCGAGGUACCCAAGGAGCGCAGGCGGGGAGGCCACAGAGAGAAACUGCGGAGGAGAAGUCUGCUAGGGUGCAAGCACGCCUAGCUGAGAUAUACGAAAAAAAAGUCGAGAUGGAGGCUGCAGGGGUAGAGUCGGCAUCGCCAGUCGAUCCCAGGACAAGUGAGCAAAAGAUCGACGAGAUGUGGUUCAAGUACGAGAGCAGGAGGGAUGCAGCCCGCCAGAGGUCGAAAGGGACGGGGCAGGCAGAUGAGAAGGCGAAUGAGGGAAGAGAGACAAGAGAUUUGGGACUUUCCGCCGCCAGGAUGGCAAUUGAGCGAGUGGAUAGGAGGAUACGCCAGGCAGCAACCACUUCCUUCCAUAGGUAUUCUCUGCUUAGUGACGAGCUGGCGAUCAGAAAGAUGGAGGUGGAACAACUGACUACUCAUCUUGCAGAAGAAAAGGCUGAGAACCUGGCCUGGAGGGCACAUAUGGAAGCCAAGGAAGUUGAAUGGGAGAAGAAGCUCCAAGAUAUAGCGGUUGCAGUAGAGAGGCUUUCGGCCACCAAGGUGGUCGAUUGGACUGAGCAGAGUAGAUACGGCAUCCGAGGUGAGGGAAUGCAGGGACUGUUUGGCCAGAGAGGGGCAGCAGAGCCGUCUCAACAGGAAAGGUUGAAAAAGGUAUUCCUGGAACCAACUGAGGCAGAAAUGAAGAGGAAGGCCGAAGAGGGGAGCUUUAGUUUCAGGACCCCUACUGAGCUGGCCUCACAACAGGCGACCCCUAUAUCUUUUGAGGUCCUUGCUGAGAGGCCAACUCAGGGACCUCAGCCUCCACCUGCUGAGGAAGGGUCUGCAGAGGAGUCCCUUGCGAUCCUGCUGGAAGUACAGGGAGGUAUCCUUACAGGGGCAGUGGUACCUACUCAGCCUGAGGCGGAAAAGAGGGAGGGGUCGCGUCUGGACGAGCUGGUAGCCGCAAUGGAGGUGGAUAUGCCACUAGAGAGACCUCAGAGACUGGAUACUCCCGAGCGCGUGCCAGAGAUGGGAGAGUUGAGGGCCCAGUUGGGUUCUUGGGCCACAGGGACAUAUUCAAGAGGGCAUGUCUCUGGGCAGCAGCAGCAGGAGGCCACGAGCCAUCCAGCCAUGACAGUCGCUUCCCAGUCCUCAGAUCCACAUGGGAAGAAGAAGAAGAAGUUUCAGAGAAAGUCGAAAAAUAUUUGUUUCUAUUUCCAAGACGGCAUGCACAGGGCUCUUGAGUGUCCGAAGUUCCUCGAGGAUAAGGCUGCAGGAAGAGUUACUGAGAGGGAUGGGAGGAUGUACGAUAGACAGGGUAGAAUAGUAGAGCGGACUGCAGAUGGGGGUAGAGCUCAGCUGUAUAGGCAAAACCAGGAGGAGAUGAGUGAGUAGGGGUUGGUUUGUCUAUAGGCCAGUAGGGUUACGACUCUUUGUACAUAAAAGAUGGGUUAGAGUUGUGUAUACCCUGAG